AUGUACGAAGGGAUUGACAACCUGAAAUCCCUUUAUGACUGUGCCGGGAAGACUUUCUCCGGCGGUCCUUCUGCGGCACAGGAUGUGCCGCGUCGUACUGCUCAACCAGACCCAGUACGUCGAUCAUCAGUUGGGAGCGGGGCUCCCAAGAAUCCCAGGACGGGGGAUAGCCGCGCCACCGGACGAGAUAACUCGUCCGACGUCCGUUCACGUCGCGGUGGUUCAACAGCUGCUCAACUAGAUAGCGCUGGCCACCGCGAGAGUCCUCUAAUGGAGGUGGAGGAGGAGGAAAGACGCUCUCCACACGAUCAUGUGGAUCGGUGUGUUCACGAGAGCUUCUUUGAUCGCGUAACGCAAGGGUUACGCGACGAUCUCGAACAUGAGCGGAAUAGGCGUCUCCAAAUGGCGGACACUGCCUCGUAG
This is a messenger RNA of Peronospora matthiolae, 423 nucleotides long. NCBI's taxonomy places the organism in Eukaryota, Oomycota, Peronosporomycetes, Peronosporales, Peronosporaceae. The record is from the annotation of a GenBank genome assembly.